GAUAAUACUUAAUGGGGACCAGUCACGUGGGUGGCUUUUGACCAGGAGCUCGGGACAGGGCAAAGCUGCCAGCCACCAGGGGCAGAGGGAUCUGACCUCCAGGAGAAGGGAACUGGUGCCUUGGGCAAGGGGCAGUGCAUAGCAGCGAGGAGGGCCUGUGAGAGGGACGACUGGGGACUAAGGUGGAAGAGGGGACAGUCAGACGUGCAGAGAGGGACAAGAGGACAAGCCACAAUGACCACGCAAGUAGAGAGCCAUAUCCAGUAUAACCACUCAUACAUGGUGACUGAAGAGUACAUGCAGCAGGAGGAGGACUGGGACCGGGACCUGUUGCUGGACCCCGCCUGGGAGAAGCAGCAGAGGAAGACAUUCACGGCCUGGUGCAACUCCCACCUGCGCAAGGCGGGCACACAGAUCGAGAACAUCGAGGAGGAUUUCCGCAAUGGGCUGAAACUCAUGCUGCUGCUGGAGGUGAUCUCGGGUGAGCGGUUGCCAAAGCCGGACAAAGGCAAGAUGCGUUUCCACAAGAUCGCCAAUGUCAACAAGGCCCUGGACUUCAUUGCCAGCAAGGGGGUCAAGCUGGUCUCCAUCGGGGCUGAGGAAAUUGUGGACGGGAAUCUGAAGAUGACUCUGGGGAUGAUCUGGACAAUUAUCCUGCGCUUUGCCAUCCAGGACAUCUCAGUGGAAGAGACUUCGGCCAAGGAGGGGCUGCUGCUGUGGUGCCAGAGGAAGACUGCUCCAUACCGGAACGUCAAUGUGCAGAACUUCCACAUCAGCUGGAAGGAUGGGCUGGCCCUGUGCGCCCUGAUCCACCGCCACCGGCCUGACCUCAUCGACUAUGCCAAGCUCAGAAAGGAUGACCCCAUUGGGAACCUCAACACGGCCUUUGAGGUGGCUGAGAAGUACCUGGACAUCCCCAAGAUGCUGGACGCUGAAGAUAUUGUUAACACACCCAAGCCGGACGAGAAAGCCAUCAUGACCUACGUGUCCUGCUUCUACCAUGCUUUUGCUGGAGCAGAGCAGGCUGAGACGGCUGCAAACAGGAUCUGCAAGGUGCUGGCUGUCAAUCAGGAGAACGAGAAACUGAUGGAGGAGUACGAGAAGCUGGCAAGCGAGCUGCUGGAGUGGAUCCGGCGCACCAUCCCAUGGCUGGAGAACCGCGUGGCAGAGAAGAGCAUGAGCGCCAUGCGGCGCAAGCUGGAGGAUUUCCGGGACUAUCGCCGAGUCCAUAAACCACCCCGCGUGCAGGAGAAAUGCCAGCUCGAGAUCAACUUCAACACCCUGCAGACCAAGCUGCGACUGAGCAACCGGCCCGCCUUCAUGCCCUCCGAGGGCAAGAUGGUCUCGGAUAUCGCCAAUGCCUGGAAGGGGCUGGAGCAGGUGGAGAAGGGCUAUGAGGAGUGGCUGCUGACCGAGAUCCGCCGCUUGGAGCGCCUGGAGCACCUGGCUGAGAAGUUCAAGCAGAAGGCAACGUUGCAUGAAUCCUGGACCAGAGGGAAGGAGGAAAUGCUCUCGCAGAGGGACUAUGAGUCAGCCUCGCUCAUGGAGGUGCGGGCACUGAUGCGCAAACACGAGGCCUUUGAGAGUGACCUGGCCGCCCACCAGGACCGUGUGGAGCAGAUCGCCGCCAUCGCCCAGGAGCUUAACGAGCUGGACUACCAUGAUGCUGCCUCGGUGAACUCCCGCUGCCAGGCCAUCUGUGACCAAUGGGACACACUGGGCACCCUGACCCAGAAAAGGAGGGAUGCGCUGGAGCGGGUGGAGAAGCUGCUGGAGACCAUUGACCAGCUGUACCUGGAAUUUGCCAAGAGAGCCGCGCCCUUCAACAACUGGAUGGAUGGUGCCACUGAGGACCUGCAGGACAUGUUCAUUGUGCACAGCAUUGAGGAGAUCCAGAGCCUGAUCACGGCCCAUGAGCAGUUCAAGGCCACACUGCCCGAGGCCGACAAGGAGCGCAUGGCCAUCCUAGGCAUUCAGAACGAGAUCCAGAAGAUUGCCCAGACCUAUGGCAUCAAGCUGAGUGGGGUGAACCCCUACACCAACCUCUCACACCUCGACAUCGCCAGCAAGUGGGACACGGUGAAGCAGCUGGUGCCACACCGAGACCAGACACUGCAGGAGGAGUUGGCACGGCAACAGGCCAAUGAGCGGCUGCGGCGCCAAUUCGCUGCCCAGGCCAAUGUCUUGGGGCCCUGGAUCCAGACCAAGAUGGAGGAGAUUGGGCACAUCUCAGUGGACAUCAGCGGUUCCCUCGAGGACCAGAUGAACCAUCUCAAGCAGCAGGAGCAGAACAUCAUUAACUACAAGGCCAACAUCGACAAACUGGAGGGCGACCACCAGCUCAUCCAGGAGGCCCUGGUCUUUGACAACAAGCAUACCAGCUACACCAUGGAGCACAUCCGGGUGGGCUGGGAGCAGCUGCUGACGACGAUCGCCCGAACCAUCAAUGAGGUGGAGAACCAGAUCCUGACCCGCGAUGCCAAGGGCAUCAGCCAGGAGCAGAUGAACGAGUUCCGGGCAUCCUUCAACCACUUCGAUCGGAAGAGGAACGGGAUGAUGGACCCUGACGACUUCCGCGCCUGCCUCAUCUCCAUGGGCUAUGACCUGGGCGAGGUGGAGUUUGCCCGGAUCAUGACACUGGUGGAUCCCAACAGCACAGGCGUGGUGACGUUCCAGGCCUUCAUCGACUUCAUGACCCGUGAGACAGCCGAGACUGACACGGCUGAGCAGGUUGUGGCCUCCUUCAAGAUCCUGGCAUCAGACAAGAACUACAUCACCAUGGAAGAGCUGCGGCGGGAGCUGCCCCCGGAGCAGGCCGAGUAUUGCAUCAGCCGCAUGACAAAGUACAGCGGGGCUGAUGCGGUGUCGGGCGCAUUGGACUACGUCUCCUUCUCCAGUGCCCUGUACGGGGAAAGCGACCUGUAACCCCCAUACUGGGAGCCCCCCGCUGCACCUCCCAGGAUCAGCACCCCUUCCCCAGAUCGGUGGGGGGAACCUGCCCUGGAUUCCCGCCACCCUACCCCAUGGAACGACGACACUGUGGAGCCCCACGCGGCCUGGACAGAUGGAUGGGGAUCUGUCUGGGUUAGGACCCUCUGUCCCCCACGUCUUGCCCCCAGUCCUCCCCAAAGCCCAGCUCCAGCUAGGAGCCGCCUCAGCUCCGUGUCUUUGCUGCUGCCCAAGUAGAUGCGUGCUUCCCCGCCUGGAUCAGCCUCCCUUGUCUCCCAGUCUCAGCACCUCCCUUCCCCCCUCUGGGGGUGCAGGCCUUGUGCUUUGAACCCCAACCUUCCCCCUCAAUGCCUCAAAAAUGAAGGAGGUGGGGCCAGUUCUCGGCAUGUCUGUCCCCAGCUAGGGGCUAGCUGUGCCGUCAAGGGGUCCCGUGGCCCCCGUCUCUGUGGCUCUGGUGCAGGGAGCUGCGCACUGGGGGUGGGGCACAAGGAACGGAACUGGGGAGCAGAGCUAGGUCGGGCUGGGCUAGGUGUGCUCCUUACACCCGCUAAUAAAUGAAACACAACAGAGAGACCCACCAACCACCUGGCUUCUGUACAGUGCGUGUGAGAGAGGCUUUGCCCCCUAGGCUGGAGAGGAUCAGUACUGUGUGUGUGCAUGUGUGUGGGGCAGAAUCGGUGCAUAUAGAGCAGGGGGUGAGCAGAGCAGUGCCAUUCUCAGGUUCCCAGGUGUUUUACAAGCACUGCUGGGCAAAGGUGGUGCCUGUCUUGCAGACGG
Messenger RNA from Dermochelys coriacea (leatherback sea turtle), 3726 nucleotides. RefSeq names its product actinin alpha 3 (gene ACTN3). The record is from RefSeq and is a predicted model, not a curated record. NCBI's taxonomy places the organism in Eukaryota, Metazoa, Chordata, Testudines, Dermochelyidae. Bases 235 to 2925 code for a protein of 896 amino acids. Gene Ontology annotation, molecular function: actin filament binding; calcium ion binding. Gene Ontology annotation, cellular component: plasma membrane; Z disc; cortical actin cytoskeleton. Gene Ontology annotation, biological process: muscle cell development; actin cytoskeleton organization. The transcript is spliced from 21 exons.